AUGAUCAAUGGACCGGGAGAUUUAAGAAGAUCGCAACCAGAUUACACUAACGCCGCAAACAAUGGACCAUUAUCAUCUCAACAACAACAGAUUUCACAAAAUUUGAGUAUGAAGUCCAAAUCAUCUAAUCGAAACUAUCAGCAACAACCAGAAGGUCCUGGUGAUGCUAGAAGAUUGUCAAAUUCUCCUAAUAUGUUUUCUUCACCACCACCAAUUUCGUCUCAAGUUCAAUAUCAAUCUCCACAGGGUGGAUAUCAACAAGUACAAGGACAAAUGAACCCUCAGAAUCUAGUUCUUACUCAAGGAAGGAUUUCUCCUAGACAAAUUACGGCAUCCCCAAGUCAUACUCCUUCUAACAACAUCAACAACAAUAAUCUAAACGAUCUAAACAGAUCAGAUACUCAACGAACUACUUCUUCUAAUACUAGUAAUAAUUCUUUGGGCAUACAAUUAGACGUAAAUGGUCGCGUUAAGCAAGAUGACUUGGCCGAAGCUUUUAUUGCUAAUGGUGGUAGACUGCCUCCCGAGUCCGCUAAAUUCCAAACAAGACCGCAGGGAAUACCUCAAGGAGGUCAGAUGAGUCCACAAGGACAACCUAUUUUUCAAUAUAAUAGUUUUAAUAGACCAUUACAACAAAUGCCUACCAAUCCAUCUGUAAUUACAUCUCAGUCUUCUUAUAAUGGUCCACAUCAGCAGCUACAACAACAAUCACAUCCUCAAGUACACAGAAGUAAUACGGUGAAUUCAGGCUCUACUUUAAAUAAUGCUUUCCCUUAUAAACAACCGCAACAAGGAGUUAAUGUUAAUUCGCAACUUCCUCAGGGUAGUAUAGGUAGACCACAAGGCAGUAUAGGUAGACCACAAGGUAGUAUAGGUAGACCACCACAUAGAAGAACUUUACCCGUUGGUAUUCAACAGUCUCAAUCACAACCACAGAUACAACCAACGCAAUUAUUACAACAAACUAUAGGAACCCAAGUACUGGGACAUCCUCAAACUCAUUAUCAAAAUCCAAAUUUCUAUAGUCCCCCUGUUAGUGGAUAUCCAAGACCUCCUAUUGGAUCUGCUAAUAUUGGCGGGAGUGCUCAAGGAUUUCAACAAAUGCAAUAUCAAAGACAACCCUUACCAGGAUCCGAUAUACCCGAUUCCAGUGGCUCUCAAAAUCAUCCACGUACCGAAGAUGGUAAACCGAUCGAAUUUUACGUUAAAGCAUUAUAUGAUUAUCAAAAAACUAUACCCGAAGAAAUGUCAUUUACAACUGGUGAUGUUAUAGCAGUAAUAAGCACUCAUAGUGAUGGUUGGUGGGAAGGUGAAAUAGUAGAUGAUUCAAGAAAGAAUAGAGGUUUAUUCCCUAGUAAUUAUACUAAAGUAUUAGAGUAG
Funneliformis mosseae is the source of this 1380-nucleotide messenger RNA. NCBI's taxonomy places the organism in Eukaryota, Fungi, Glomeromycota, Glomeromycetes, Glomerales, Glomeraceae. The record is from the annotation of a GenBank genome assembly.